CAGGUGCUGUUUGACUUCUUUAGGUGGAAUUCUUUUGAGGGAGGGCUGUGGAGAAGUUCACAUUAGUAUCAUAUGGUCAUAUUAUUGAUUUUCAAGGAAGAUGCAAAUUAAACUGGUUUUGAUGAGGAUUGGUUUGGUAGGGUUUGUGUGUGUGUGUGUGUGUUUUAAACAGCCAUAUAGCACCAUAUUGCACUUGCUGAAAUUGGGCUCUUUGUGUAGAUGAAGCACGGACUCAGAGAACGUCUUGGCUUAUAGUUUUGGACUUAAUUUUUGGUGCCUUCAUGAUGCUGACUAAUUUUAUGCUGCCCCUUCCGUUCCCCAAUAAUCCUAUCUGAAUUUCCUAAGCAAAGCCCUGUGAGUCAACUUAUUCCUUAGAUUCUACUUACUUACUCAAUAUAUAGUAAUUGCCAACACAUUUUUUCUGUUGUAAAUGGGCCAGAUAAAGCAUUGUUCACACAUUCAAAAGAGAUCUGAAUGCAGCAGUAUGGUUUCAGCCGAGAUUAUUUCAAAUCACUAGAUUUCCAAUUUGUUUGAAAUAGCUAGAAGACUUGAGGCUGUUUUAAAGUGUCUUAGUGCUUACUGCUUUACAUAAAAGAAGUUUUAGAGUUCCAGUUCAGGCAUUCAGUAAUUCUGUUUAUUGGAGCAAAGGCUAUGGAAGGUAAUACUUAACAACAGACUAAGCUGUUACAUGUUGGCUACACUGGAAACUAUAAACUCUUUAGCAAAAAGAUAAAACUAAAGAUAGAUAGCAACUAGAAAGUUUAAAAUAGAUUUUUCUAGAAAACUUUUUAAAAACCAUUUUUGUAUGAAUAACUAGUACUUUAUGUACAAGAACUGAAGCACAGUUGUUGAUGCACAGUUGCAAUAUAUCAAUAGCUUUACUGAACAUGAGUUUUUUUCUGUAGAGUUUAAUUCUCUAAGAGAAUUGUACUUUAAUUUUGCAAACAGACUCAAAGCAAGAAGAUUGGUCAGCUUUUUCUAUUGGCAAGUAUUAGGACAGAAGACCUUUCUACCGAGCUGUUUAAUUACUUGGAAUACUGAAAUUCCCGAUGAGGCAUGAAAUCAUCAGGUUUGCAUUUCUGAUAUUUGUUUUCUCUGUUGAAGGGAAUGAAAACUGCAGGAAACCUGUCAAGUACUGAAUAUUUAAGGUUGUGAGACAUCACCAGAGAAAACUGCACAAUGUCAACUGCAGGAGUUGCUGCUCAGGAGAUGAGAGUCCCAUUAAAAACUGGAUUUCUUCACACUAGUCAAGGCAUGGGGAGUCUGAAAACCUGCUGGGGUAGCCACAGUGGAUUUGAAAAUUCUUUCUUUAAUGUGGAGCCUAUAGCAGUGGCAUAUAAUUUAGGUCCAUCAACAGAGCAGCAUUUGCCAUCCAUUGGGCACUCUUCCAGCCAGGCUUCCAUGAAUGACCACAUUGCUGAAAGUUGCAUCCAAGUGCCAUCUCAGAAAUCCAGUCCCCUUCCUGUAAGUCCCAAAAAUGAACAGACAAUUUCAAGAUACGAAGACCAUCUCGUUCCUGGCUUCAGUAAACUGUCAUUAACCAUGAGCUGUGUUUCUGAAGAAACACCUCCUCACAUGGCAAUAAAAAAUGGACCAAUUCAAUUUCUGUCUGCAUCUUCCAGUGAUCGUAGCUCCAGGCCACUACCCCCUCUGCCUAUUUCUGAAGACCUUGCUUCAGAUGAGGUUGACAAAGAAGUGGAAUUCCUGACUAGCUCAGAUACUGACUUUUUGUUAGAAGAUUAUGAACUUCCUUUUAAAGCCAGUGCUCCAAGUCGGCGGAGCUUUAGGGGCUGUGGACAAAUCAACUAUGCAUACUUUGAUACUCCAACAGGACCAAAACCAGAAGAUUCCAACCCUACACAAAGUAUAAAUGUAUACAUAUCCAGUAUUUACCCUCCUCCACAGCAGCUGCAUCGACGCUUGCGAAGGUCCCAUUCUGGGCCAGCUGGAUCUCUUAAUAAACCAAUAGUGAGACUAUCUGGACACUUAAACAGGUCUUCUCCAACCUCUGAUGAAGAUAAACCAGAGAUUCCACCACGAGUUCCCAUACCUCCAAGGGCACUCAAACCAGACUACAGAAGGUGGUCAGCAGAAGUUGCUUCUAGUGCAUACAGCGAUGAAGACAGGCCUCCAAAAGUACCCCCAAGAGAACCUCUGUCACGCAGCAAUUCCCGUACCCCAAGCCCCAAAAGCCUCCCAUCAUACCUCAAUGGGGUUAUGCCCCCCACCCAGAGUUUUGCACCUGAUCCUAAGUAUGUCAGCAGCAAAGCUCUACAAAGACAAAAUAGUGAAGGAUCUUCAAACAGGGUCCCUUGCAUUCUUCCAAUUAUUGAAAAUGGUAAGAAGGCCAGUUCAACACAUUACUAUCUGCUACCUGAGAGGCCUCCAUAUUUGGACAAGUAUGAGAAAUUCUUCAGAGAAGCAGAAGAAAGGAGCUCUAACACCGAGGUUCAGUCCUGGUCUGGUGAUUGCACAGCCACCUCAGCCCCAAUAAAACUGGACUCAAAAGCCAGAAUGGACAUGGGUGGUCACCUGAAACGAAAACACCUGUCUUACGUGGUUUCCCCGUAGUUUCUGGGAGCACAGUCAGUCCCACCUUAGUUGUUCAGGAUGGAGCUGAACUUUAUCAUGUUAUAAAGUUCUUAUGGUUCUCAGAUAAUGAAGUAGGAGCAGUUUGACCUCUGAGAACUGGAAAGUGGAUGGUAAAGUCCUCUUAUGCUGCAUAUGUUGGAUACGUUUCUUAAGACUCUUUUUGUUUAUCUAGGUAUGUAAGCUGAAAACCUACAAAGUUCCCAUACAAAAAAACAUAUGGAGGGAUAGUAGUCACAGCGGGCCAGUUGUAUGCUGCCUAGAUGAACGUAUUUGGUAGUCACAUUAUCAAAAAAAAAAAAAAAAUAAAAUCAAGCUUUGCUGAGAGUCACUUACAAAGCAGACAACAGACCAACUAAUGCAGUACAGUUUUUGUAUUGAGUAUUUUCCAAAAUUUCUUUUACAUAGUAACUGUACGGAGAACAGACUCUGUUCUCUUUGACCAGGCUAUGUCAGCUUGAUAAGAAGGUAACUGCAAGAUUUGAUACCGACUUCAAGACUUGGCAGGCAUAUUGGAAGCACAUUUUGAAAGUUUAAUCUAUUUUACAAAUUAAUUUGAUGCUAAUAGACUUUUAAAGUGAGUUGGUUUUGUGGAUUCACUUGCUAGACACACUUGGCUCGGUUUUGCAGUUUCUCCUAGAAGAGUUGGACCAGCUAUUACUAAGCCUCUGCUGCUGCUCUUUUCCUGCUGGAUCCUAGAUACGUGUGAGAGUGUCUUGAGCAGCCCCUUGGUUGCUCUCAGGUAGGCAGUAACAACUUUGUGCUCACCUAGAGUCUGAAAUUCUGACUGUAUUAAAUACAGAAACACAGCACAAGCUGGUCUUGUGUUUUGGUUUCUGUUCAGUAUUUUAGGGGAGGAGGAGGGUAUGAGGAAAAAACAUGAUUCCAUUUAUGGACAGUCUCUUGCUGCUUGGAUGCUGCUUCUUGCUGUUUAAUUUUUCUUCACUGUGCCUCAGCCAUCCACUGAAGUUCACUGAGGUGCCACAUUAGCGGUUUCUCAUGCUCAUUUUGGUUACAUUUAUCCUCUUACAGAAAAGCACAAGAGAAAGGGUGCUCAUUAAUGGGGGUACAGAAGAUGAAUGUGUUCCUCCUAACAGAAGUAAACAAGCUGUUUACAGUUAAAACUGCUGAAUGAGAUGUUUGAGCUAUUUUAAAGCUUACUUUUUAUUUGUUUUAGUACAAACUAAAUGAAGGUGAAAUACAUGCUAUAGAAAUGCACUGAUAUUUCUGCAUCAUGUACAGUAUUGAAUAAAAAAUAAUUCACUUUGUAUUUUGAAUAUUGUCAUGUCUUGAGUUUAAUAAAGUUAUAAAAUACUUAUUUAUGAUACAUUUUGGAUUUUGCUUUAUUGAAUAGUGUAUGCAAUUGUGCAUUAGAGUUCUGCAUUUACUGCAAAGUCAAUAAUGUUAAAUAUACAGCAAAUGUUGAAUUCACCUUGCAUUUAGUUAGGAUUAAGAUUUCUGCAGAAGUGUUCAGUAACUCACAUUGCACACUGUUCAUUUUAAUGCCUUGUUACUACCUGGUAGCAUGUUGUCUAUAGUUUUGUGCUGGCAAUAAAACAUUCUGUGAGAUUAAGUUA
Molecule: messenger RNA, 4166 nt
Organism: Empidonax traillii (willow flycatcher)
Lineage: Eukaryota; Metazoa; Chordata; Aves; Passeriformes; Tyrannidae
Gene: ERRFI1
Product: ERBB receptor feedback inhibitor 1
Exons: 3
Coding region: 1180-2571 (463 amino acids)
Biological process (GO): negative regulation of epidermal growth factor receptor signaling pathway; regulation of keratinocyte differentiation
Cellular component (GO): extrinsic component of cytoplasmic side of plasma membrane
Source: RefSeq, a predicted model, not a curated record